GCGUUUUGCAAAAAGGAUUGCGUACCAGCAGAGCGUACGGCUACAGGCAAUAAAAAUAGUUUGCAGCGGUGCUGAGCCAGCACGCACACUUACUUCCAGAUCAAUUUUCUCGGCGACUGAUGGAUGCGAACUGUCCCGCGCCAAUGCAACCCCUCGUUUGCCGAUUCCGAGCACAAACCAUAACCACGUCUCGGAACAUUUUCAUUUGCCGCGUGCGUCGAGUGAGUCGGAUGCAUUUUAAGCUAAGAUAGCCGGCGCGUCUGCUGCUUUAGAAUGUUUGUGCCUGCUCUGCGCGAGUCGAGAUGAACUUGCCCUACUGAACUACAAAGGUCAGUGCCGCCAGAGCAGCAAAUCCAGACAACUGUCGGUAGCAGUCAAAUUUCUUCUCACCUCAGCAAAAAGAUGCGCGUGAACACUUUGGUCUUGGUGGUCGUGCUGCUUGCGUGCAGCGUGUACCUGGUCGAGGGUAACCCGCUGGCCGUUUGCAUCCGCAACUGCGCUCAGUGCAAGAAGAUGUUCGGAGACUACUUUGAGGGUCAAAUGUGCGCCGAUUGGUGCAUGAAGUUCAAGGGCAAGCUGAUUCCGGAUUGCGAGGACAUUGACACCAUCGCGCAGUUCCUCAACAAGCUUGAGUAGCAAGCGCCCCAAUGGUCCAUAUCCCCGAUCUCUUGCAUGCUGAAUUUUAGGCACGCUAAUCGUUACGGUUUUGUGACUGCCGCUCAUGAUUUGCGAAAUCGUUUUUUUUCUAGUCAGUCUAUUCCACUUCUCAUUUCUGUGAUAUUUAAUUCUGAAUCUACUAAUUUUCCUGUAGUGUAGAAUAAUAAAAAUAAUCAUGAAAAUGAACUGA
Messenger RNA from Cloeon dipterum, 847 nucleotides. It is a transcript of the gene Eh, whose product is annotated as Eclosion hormone. Gene Ontology annotation, biological process: neuropeptide signaling pathway; ecdysis, chitin-based cuticle. NCBI's taxonomy places the organism in Eukaryota, Metazoa, Arthropoda, Insecta, Ephemeroptera, Baetidae. The transcript has 3 exons. Gene Ontology annotation, molecular function: ecdysis-triggering hormone activity. The coding region runs from base 403 to 636 and encodes 77 amino acids. The record is from RefSeq and is a predicted model, not a curated record.